CAGACGGUCUUGGUUUUUCUCCCAGGGCCCGACAGUCAUGGAUUUCCUCAAAUCAGCCGUGGCAUCAGCCAUCUCAAAGGGUCCUGCAUUUGGAUACAGUUUCGGAGAUCGUGUAGACAUCGACGAGUCUAUCUGGACGUUGCACAACGGCACAAAGCGAGAAGACGGUUCCAAAUGCAGCAUCUUCUCCUUCGACGUAAACGCUAACAAGUCUCGGCUACCCCUCGCCCGCAAUGCCCUCCGCAAGCUACGUACAUUGCGCCAUCCAGGCGUUGUCAAGGUCCUUGAUACGGUAGAAACAGAUUCGUACAUUUACAUUGCCACGGAGAGGUUGAGUCCUCUGAGCUGGCAUGUGAAGAGGAAGAGCUUGACCGAGGAGACGACCAAAUGGGGGCUUCACAACAUUGCGAAAACUUUGAAGUUCAUCAACACGGAAGCGACUUCAGUUCACGCAUGCAUACGGCCCGCGUCAAUAUUCUUCAGCGAAAGCGGCGAGUGGAAGCUUGGAGGCUUCGAUGCUCUGAGCUCCAUGAAGGAGGAUGAUUCGGUUCUGCCAACAUACGGAAGCCUGAUUCCAGAUUCUCAUAGAUACAUGCCGCCAGAGGUAUCCAAGGGAGGAUGGGAGGUGAUCAAACAGAACCCGGCACACGCAGUCGAUGCAUACAAUUUUGGAACGUUGAUUUAUGAGGUCUUCAACGGCAGCUAUCAGGGAAGUGAGCAGUUGACCCAGAUGAGGAAUAUACCGCCGAGUAUGCACCAGGCCUACAAACGACUGCUCAAUGCGAACCCCAAAUCCAGGAUGAGUGUAGGGCAGUUUCUAGAUCAAGGAAAGCGAUUGGGUGGUUUCUUUCAAACGGCACUGAUCCAAGUCACUGACGACAUUGACAACUUGGGGAUCAAAGCUGAAGACGAGCGGAAUGAAUUGCUGGGCAAACUCGAUGAAGUGGCCGAUGACUUCCCCGCCGACUUCUUCAAAAUGAAGGUUCUACCCGAACUACUCAAGUCUGUAGAGUUUGGCGGUGGAGGUGCUAAAGUGUUCUCGACCGUCAUGCAAAUAGGGACGAAACUGUCAGAUGAAGAGUACGAGUCACAAAUCAUGCCUGUAGUCGUACGGUUAUUCGCGAACCCCGACCGUGGAAUUCGAGUGUUCUUGUUGAACAACCUGCCUCUGAUGAUAGAUCACUUGCCGCAGAAAGUAGUCAACGACAAGAUCUUUCCCCAGAUGGUCACUGGUUUCAGCGACGUUGCGCCGAUUGUGAGGGAAGAAACGGUCAAAUCCGUACUCGUCAUUGUACCGAAGCUUUCUGAUCGUGUAGUGAAUGGAGAGCUCCUUCGGCAUUUAGCAAAGACCGCAAAUGAUGACCAGCCUGGCAUUCGCACUAACACCACUAUCUGCCUAGGGAAGAUUGCUCGAAAUCUAGGGGCCAAUAAUCGAGCAAAAGUACUGUCCGCAGCCUUUGCGCGAUCUCUGCGGGAUCCCUUUGUUCACGCUCGCAAUGCUGCUCUACUGGCCCUCAGCGCAACGGCCGAUCUCUUUGGCGAGGAAGAAUGCGCGACAAGGUUGCUGCCUGUCAUGUGUCCUUCUCUCGUAGACAAGGAAAAGAUGAUUCGCGACCAGGCCCAAAAGACUGUCGAUAUAUAUGUAGCAAGAAUUCGUAAAUAUACUGCUACGAUGCCCGAUAGCGUCCUGCCUUCGCCCGGCAUAUCAGCCAGUGGCACCAGCACGCCCCGUAUGGGCGCACCUACAACUGAAAACACCUGGACUGGCUGGGCGAUUUCGUCAUUCACCAACAAACUUGCCUCUGCAAGCGGUCAAAUGCAGACCAACGGGAAUGGCACUGCACAACGGCCAUCCUCUGUUCCACCGUCAGCUGCCGGCAGCACCAACAAACCUAGCGCGAGUACACCUGCUCCCAGACCGGGAAUGACUCUUGCGAAGUCGGCCGCUUCGAUCCCAACAAUCGUAUCCCCAGAUCCAUCAGCCGCCUUCAACGACGAGACUGAAGAUUUCUCGGGCGAUUGGGGCGGUUUCGAAGACGACGACGGGCUCGGCGACUCUUCGAACAAGGCAAAGGCAGACGGGCCCGACGACGAUGAUCCAUGGGGUACACCCGCCAUUGCCUCCACGACGACAUCAACAUCAAAACCUUUUGAAGAUGAAGGCGAGCCUGAUUUCGCGGGGUGGCUGGCGGCGCAAAAUCAGACGAAGAAACCGGCUGCGAAGGUGCUGCCAAAGGGUCUGGCUAAAUCUGGGGCAGCGGCUAAGAAACCGAUCGUAGGAGGCAGACCGACGGCGUCUGCGACGCGGAAGGUGGUUGUUCCUCCAAAAAAGGAGGUCAAGAAAGAGGAGGUGAAGAGUAAUGAAGAUGAAGAAGAGGGAUGGGGUGAUGCGUGGUGA
Molecule: messenger RNA, 2398 nt
Organism: Periconia digitata
Lineage: Eukaryota; Fungi; Ascomycota; Dothideomycetes; Pleosporales; Periconiaceae
Source: the annotation of a GenBank genome assembly